Molecule: messenger RNA, 943 nt
Organism: Hippocampus comes (tiger tail seahorse)
Lineage: Eukaryota; Metazoa; Chordata; Actinopteri; Syngnathiformes; Syngnathidae
Gene: csnk2b
Product: casein kinase 2, beta polypeptide
Exons: 7
Coding region: 143-790 (215 amino acids)
Cellular component (GO): protein kinase CK2 complex; cytoplasm
Molecular function (GO): protein kinase regulator activity
Source: RefSeq, a predicted model, not a curated record
CAUCACCGGAAGUAGAGGAAGAACCUCCUGAGCUGGGAGCUGGUGUCCAUUUUAUUUAAACCCGGUAGCUUGCUACGUUGUUUUGAUCGCUCGCAUUUUUCCUACUGCCUAAAAAAAAAAGUACAAAACUGGGUCUUUAGAAAUGAGCAGUUCAGAGGAAGUGUCAUGGAUCUCCUGGUUCUGUGGACUAAGGGGGAAUGAAUUUUUCUGCGAGGUGGACGAAGAUUAUAUCCAGGACAAGUUCAACUUGACGGGCCUCAAUGAGCAAGUUCCCCACUAUCGCCAGGCUCUAGACAUGAUUCUAGACCUUGAACCAGAUGAGGAGCUGGAGGACAAUCCCAACCAGAGUGACCUGAUCGAGCAGGCGGCUGAGAUGCUGUACGGCCUCAUCCACGCACGCUACAUCCUCACUAACCGAGGCAUUGCGCAGAUGUUGGAGAAGUAUCAGCAAGGUGACUUUGGCUACUGUCCUCGUGUCUAUUGUGAGAAUCAGACGAUGCUUCCCAUUGGCCUGUCAGACAUCCCGGGAGAAGCCAUGGUGAAGCUGUACUGCCCUAAAUGCAUGGAUGUCUACACACCCAAAUCCUCCAGGCACCACCACACGGACGGAGCCUACUUUGGUACCGGCUUCCCCCACAUGCUGUUCAUGGUACACCCCGAGAACAGGCCCAAGAGACCUGCCAAUCAGUUUGUCCCAAGGCUGUACGGGUUCAAGAUCCACCCGAUGGCCUACCAGCUGCAGCUCCAAGCGGCCUCCAGCUUCAAGAGCCCCGUCAAAGCCAUCCGCUAGCAGACCGCGAGCGAGACGAAUCGGCGUCGAAUAUUGACAAAAGAGGGCGAAGGGUCACCUGUGUUUGACAAAAGCCGCACAAGUGACCCCUCCCCACUCUGAAGACUGUAUUAUUUGGGGGGGGGGGUUAGAUUAGAGCAAAUGAAAUCAACA